This is a messenger RNA of Merops nubicus (carmine bee-eater), 1173 nucleotides long. It is a transcript of the gene IL1RAPL2, whose product is annotated as interleukin 1 receptor accessory protein-like 2. Bases 1 to 1173 code for a protein of 390 amino acids. The transcript has 4 exons. The record is from RefSeq and is a predicted model, not a curated record. Lineage: Eukaryota; Metazoa; Chordata; Aves; Coraciiformes; Meropidae. Gene Ontology annotation, biological process: signal transduction.
AUGCUUCCUUUCAGACUCCUCAGAGAACAUCUUGGAGAAAAAGAAGUUGAGUUGACAUUGAUCUUUGAUGCCGUGGAGGAGGCAGACUUGGCAAACUAUACGUGUCACGUGGAGAACAGGAACGGGCGGAAGCACGCCAGCGUUCUCCUGCGCAGGAAAGAUUUGAUCUACAAAAUAGAGCUUGCUGGAGGACUGGGAGCCAUCCUUCUUCUGCUUAUUUUGCUUGUGACCAUCUAUAAGUGCUACAACAUAGAGUUAAUGCUGUUCUACAGACAGAACUUUGGAGGAGAUGAAGCAGCUGAUGACAACAAGGAAUAUGAUGCUUAUCUUUCAUACACCAAAGUGGAUCCUGAUGCGUUAGAUUGUGAUAAUAAUGAAGAGGAGCAGUUUGCACUUGAAAUUCUGCCAGAUGUUCUAGAAAAGCACUAUGGAUAUAAGCUCUUCAUACCAGACAGGGACCUGAUCCCUAGUGGAACCUACAUUGAAGAUCUCACAAGAUGUGUUGAACAAAGCAGAAGACUCAUUAUCGUGUUAACUCCAGACUAUGUUCUCAGGAGAGGAUGGAGUAUUUUUGAGAUGGAAAACAGACUCCAUAACAUGCUAGUCAGUGGAGAAAUCAAAGUUAUUUUGAUUGAGUGUACUGAAUUAAAAGGGAAGGUGAAUUAUCACGAAGUGGAAUCUUUAAAGCACACCAUCAAACUUCUCUCAGUGGUCAAGUGGAAAGGACCAAAAAGCAGCAAACUGAAUUCUAAGUUUUGGAAGCGCCUAGUCUUUGAAAUGCCAGGGAAGAAAAAGGAGGUGGUGUCUCGGCAUCAGGUCCUGGAUUCUGCAGAGCAGGGCCUCUUUGGAGAUCUCCAGACUGUACCCUCUCUUGCUGUGACAGGCACGUCUGCCACGCUGGUAGAAUCGCGGGCUGAUUUAACUGAUUACCACCAAGCAGACUCUGUGCAAAUGAGACAUUACUGCAGAGGCUACGAGUACGAUGUGUCAGCAGCCACGUUGCCACUGGCCUCCAUAAGCAACCAUCACACAUACUGUAACAUUCCUCUGACGCUACUAAAUGGACAGCUACCUCUUAACAAUGCCAUGAAGGACCCCCAGGAGUUUCACAGGAACAACCCACUGCUGCCUUUAUCAGCAAAGGAGCUUAGCUUCACCAGUGAUAUUUGGUAG